AUCCAAUUCUCUCUCUCUCUCUCACUAUACUUCUCCUUUAUCUCUCUCUUGCAACCCUUCUUCCUUGAUGUGAUUCUCCACCAUAAAACUCAUCAACCUUUUACAAAAGAGAGAAUUUAAGCAUAUAAUCAAAAAAAUAAAAUUAUAUUCAGCACCCACCACCAUGGUUUUCUCUUCUGUUCCGGUCUAUCUAGAUCCUCCCAAUUGGCCUAACCAGCAUGGUGAUGGGGUUGAUGGGAGUGAGGGUUCGCCGCUACUUGGGGCGGCGAUGGUGGCGCAGGGGCAGGCGCAGCCGCAGCCGCCUGCGGCGGCUGGCGGCGGGAUAAGGCCGGGUUCGAUGACGGAGAGGGCGAGGCAGGCGAAGAUCCCUUUCCCGGAGGCGGCGCUGAAGUGCCCGCGUUGCGAGUCGACGAACACCAAGUUUUGCUACUUCAACAAUUACAGCCUCUCGCAGCCGCGCCAUUUCUGCAAGACUUGCCGGAGAUACUGGACCAGAGGCGGCGCAUUGAGGAACGUGCCCGUCGGCGGCGGGUGCCGGCGGAACAAGAGGAGCAGUAAAGGGAGGAGCCGAUCGAAGUCCCCCGGCCGGGCCGACGCGCCGCCCAGCUCGAGCUCCAACGCUCAUCGCCGCCCCGGAGAUAUUAUAGCGUCUCCGGGCCACCAUUUUCCGCCGCCGCCGCAGAUACCAUUCCUCCCCCCUCUCCAGAACCUCACCGGCUUCGCGGCGGCGACACCGGACCUGGGCUUAAAUUUCAGCGCAAACGAAAUGGAAUUCCCGGCGGGGAACAACUCCGGCAUAAACUUAUCCGCUCGGUUCGCGGAUUUGUUCAGACUCCAACAAGGAAUCACCCAACUCCCUUUCUUAUCCGGCCUGGAUCACCCCGCCGACGGCAUGUACCAAUUCGAAACCGGAAUUGAUCAAUACGUCGCCGGAGCCACAGAUCAUCUCGGAGCAAAACCCUUCGAAACCGGCGGCGGGGCAGCUAAUCUGCUAAAUGUGAAGCUAGAAGAACACAAUAACAACAAUGCCUUAAAUUUAUCAAGAAACUUUCUGGGAAUGUCAGGAAAUGAUCAAUUCUGGAGUGGCAAUAAUGGCUUCGCAGCAGAUCUGCCUGGUUAUGCUUCUUCUACUGGCCGACUCUUGUGAUUUCUCUUCUUCCUCAAAAACCCUACUUAUUAAAUUUAUACAAAAAACAAAGGGUUUUCUGAAACAUAAUCUGCAGACUGGGAAUGAAGGAUCAAAGAAGAUGUGUUAAAACUCUCUUUUUUUGUUUCCGGUGGUAGGCUGAUUCAAUUCCGGUACCAUUUUUUGGUUCUUUAUCUAUCCUAAUAUGGAUUAUAUGUUCAUGGAUGUAGGUUAUGUUAGCUAGCUAUGUGUUCAUGAUGUUCAUUAAUAUUUGAUGACAUAUGAGGGCUUGAUUAUAUUAAUAUAAUUAUCAGUACCACUAAAACGUUUUUA
Ipomoea nil (Japanese morning glory) is the source of this 1459-nucleotide messenger RNA. RefSeq names its product dof zinc finger protein DOF3.6-like. NCBI's taxonomy places the organism in Eukaryota, Viridiplantae, Streptophyta, Magnoliopsida, Solanales, Convolvulaceae. Gene Ontology annotation, biological process: regulation of DNA-templated transcription. The transcript is spliced from 2 exons. Bases 164 to 1147 code for a protein of 327 amino acids. Gene Ontology annotation, molecular function: DNA-binding transcription factor activity; DNA binding. The record is from RefSeq and is a predicted model, not a curated record.